GCGGGGCGGGCCCAGGGACCCCGCGAGGGCGGGCAGCGGCGGCGGCGGCGCGCACGCGGGGCCUGGUCGGUGUCAUGGCCGCGUCCCGGCUGCCUCCGGCAGCGCUGACGCUGAAGCAGUUCUUGAGAAGGCAGCAGGUUCUUCAGUUAUACAGAAGAAUUCUGCAGGCUAUUCGUCAGGUACCUACUGAAACUGAUCGGCACUAUCUAAAGGAGUGGGCAAGGGAAGAAUUCAAAAGAAAUAAAGAUGCAACAGAUGAGGAUGCAAUUAGGAUGAUGAUUACUCAGGGCAAGAUGCAGCUUCGGGAGCUUGAGAGAACACUUCAGCUGGCAAACUCCUAAUCUUAAUUCUGAGAGCCAAUGGACUUUCAUCCACUGUGGGAAGUACAGUACUUUCUCCAGGAUGCAGCACCUCAUCUUAUGCUAAAAUACCAGUAAUGUUUCAAGGUGGAAUACAGUACAAUACCAUUAUUUCCUUUCUUUUCUUGAGUCUGUUACCCUGAAUAUUUGGCAAGCAUAGACAAAUUACUUGUGCCAUAUUUGUUCAAAUAAUCAAAAGUGUGGCAUAAUAGUUGCUGAGAGAGAAGCAGGAAGUACUGAAUAACAGCAGCAAUGCGAAAAAAAACCAAAAAUCUGGUUUGAAUGUAUUUUCUGUUUGUUUGUUUUCUACAUUAGUUCUAAAUGUUACAAUCUUAUGGGAGUCAUCUCUAGAGUUCCAAAGUCCCAAACUCCUGAACUUUCAGUUUCAUAAUAAACGUGUUCAAAUUACUAA
Molecule: messenger RNA, 771 nt
Organism: Mauremys mutica (yellowpond turtle)
Lineage: Eukaryota; Metazoa; Chordata; Testudines; Geoemydidae
Gene: LYRM2
Product: LYR motif containing 2
Exons: 3
Coding region: 75-341 (88 amino acids)
Cellular component (GO): mitochondrion
Source: RefSeq, a predicted model, not a curated record